Molecule: messenger RNA, 1677 nt
Organism: Adineta steineri
Lineage: Eukaryota; Metazoa; Rotifera; Eurotatoria; Adinetida; Adinetidae
Source: the annotation of a GenBank genome assembly
AUGCAUUCACCAACACAAGAAAACCAAACCGCUACACAAACCGUCAUGAGUGCCGUCGCCGACCCCAAUGUGUGGGGCCAUGCCUUUUAUGGCGAGGCAAUGGCGUGCGCAGCCUCGGCGGCGGCAUGUACCGGCCAUAAACAACCGCUGGUUCGGGGAAUACCAGAUCAAGUUUGUUCCUGGCCCGUACCAGCUGUAAUGGCCGGUACCAACACUCGGCAUGUUGGUCGGCAUGCUAACCAACCAACAUGCCAUGUAAAUAAGCAAGUGUAAAUUUUGUAAAUAAAUUCCUCUCUUUUCCUGUUUAAUUGUAAAUUUUUGGUUUUUGUGUGUUCUUUGUAAAUUUUCUUUUAUUCAAUAAAAAUCUUUCCACCAUAUAUAUCUUUUUCUCUUAUUAAAUAAACUUAAAUAGCAACAAAAAAAUUGUUUUUCUUUAUUUUUCCCUUAUAGAUAUAAACGCUACUCUCGUUUAUAUCUAAAAAGUUAGGCUCUUUUCACAUUUUAUAAAAGAUUCUAGUACUUAAUGUACUUUCUUAACUUCACAACAGAACUUUUAAGCCCGAAUUUCCUUUAAUAUAAAUGUUUGAUCAAAGAAAGACCAUAAGAACAAGAAAUUGAAAAUAAUUACAUUAUCUUUUCUUUUGUAGAUCUAUAAAAGAACAAGAAUAUGAAACAAUAUGAAGCCAACUAUACUGGUCACAAAAUUAUUUGAUAAAAUACCUGAUUCUUAUUUUAAAAAAAAGUAGAACAAAUACAAUCACCAUGAACUUCAAACAAUAGUCAGCAUAUUCGAUUAUAUCUAACACAAAGGACGCUCGUAACGAAUCGUACACAUCCAAAUCAACAUAUAACUAUUUAUUUCACUUAACCAUCUCAUAUUAUCUUAUACAUUUUCUAGGUACCAUGUGCCUAUACAUGCGUAAUAUUCUUUCUUACAUGCAUACUUAUACUAAAAAAUUAAAUUCAAGAGACAUAUGAACGGACUGUAAUUUCAGUCAUAUUGACUGAAUUGAAAAAUUCAACUUUUAUAAAAAAGAAUUUUUCUUUCCAUAUACCUUCACAAUGUAUCUAUAGUUAUAAACGGUAAUCAAGAAAGAGAUUACCAUUUGAGUUUUUCUGCAACGUACAUCUUUCGACUGUACGAAUUCGUAUAAACAAUCUUUGAGAAUUAGUUGCGGAACAGAACAUGAUAAUUUUAACAGAAAUUAUCUUAACAAAAAAAUAUUUUUCACCUGUUUACUAUCUCUCAAUAGAAAGAUAUUCAUGGUCACGAGCUGAAGAAAAAAAGACAGUUCGUUUAUGAAAACGACAUGAUUGUAUUUCAUCCGAUUCCAAGGAACAUAUAUCAGAAGUAAUCAGUCGACGAGCAAUGAUAAUUUCAAAGAAAAACUCAUUUGUAGCGAAGAAAAUUUCUCUAUUAAAUGUUAUGAGUUGAAUAUAUAAAUGACGAUUCACAUCAGCUAUGAAACAAAAGUUUGUUUUAAUCGAAUCAAGUGAUUACAUUUUAUUCAAUAUAAUGCAACUGAUCAGAAAAAAAUAAAUCGAUAUGAAAAGAUGUAAUAUUAAAGAAAAACCACCAUUAAAGAAAAAACGUUUUCCCUCUAAAGGUAGUACGCUGCUAUAUAAAUGACCAAUCUCAACUAUAAAAAAAGGUUUUUUUAAUCAUACCAGGUGAUU